Balaenoptera acutorostrata (minke whale) is the source of this 993-nucleotide messenger RNA. It is a transcript of the gene IGSF6, whose product is annotated as immunoglobulin superfamily member 6. NCBI's taxonomy places the organism in Eukaryota, Metazoa, Chordata, Mammalia, Artiodactyla, Balaenopteridae. The transcript has 6 exons. The record is from RefSeq and is a predicted model, not a curated record. The coding region runs from base 1 to 720 and encodes 239 amino acids.
AUGGAGACUGUGAACAGAGGCAAAAUCAUUCUCGGUCUGGAACUCAAUCUGAUUCUAUUUCAUGUCGGUGCCGCGGGCAACUGCACCGUCUCGGUGGUUCAACCACCUUCCCUUGAAGUGGACUACACUCAGAAAGCUGUGACCAUGCACUGCUCCUUCUCCACAGCGGGGUGCCCUGCAGAGCAACCAACAAGCCUGUGGUUUCGCUACGGCGCUCUCCAGCCCGAGAACCUGUGCUUGGAUGGAUGCAGAAAUGAGACAGACAAAUUCACACUUGUGAAUCUGGCACAAAACCAAGUUUCCCUCACUGUAAACAGGCUGACUUUCAAUGACAGUGCAAUCUACAUCUGUGGAAUAGCCUUUCCCAGUUCAAAGGAACCGAGAGCUAAGCAGACGGGAGGAGGGACUGUGCUGGUGGUAAGAGAGACAAAGGUUCUCAGCAAGGAACUGCAGAGUCUCCUGGCGGCCCUCUUAUCACUGCUCUCUAUGUACGUUACUGGUGUAUUCGUGUUCUUCAUCGUCCUCACCAAAUCAAAAUCUAACACUCUAAGAAAGAAAGAAACAGAAGAUUCACAAAAGAAAAAGAGUGCUCGGCGUAUUUUCCAGGAAAUUGCUCAAGAACUAUAUAAUAAGAGACACAUGGAAACAAGCCAACAACCUCAGGAGAAAGACAACACUUAUGAAAAUAGAAGAGCACUUUCUAACUAUGAAAGACCAUAGAAAUCUUCUGAUUUUCAAUUAAGUCACUGAAAAUCCAACUCCAGAAGUUAUGGAAGUGGUAAUGGACAUACACUGAUCAGGGUUUUUUAAAAACCAAUUUAAAGUAAACGGAAAAGUCAACUGGCUACAAGAAGGAUGCCAGAGUAUAAGGAAACUAUUACUAAGAGUAAUUAUCACAAUACUAAAACCCAACAAAAUGCAACUGAAAAAUACUUUCCUAAUUUGCUAGGAGAAUUCUAAGCAGUCAAACAUCCUCAAAAACUUUCAAUUAUA